Molecule: messenger RNA, 1916 nt
Organism: Glycine soja
Lineage: Eukaryota; Viridiplantae; Streptophyta; Magnoliopsida; Fabales; Fabaceae
Product: mannose-6-phosphate isomerase 1-like
Exons: 5
Coding region: 353-1618 (421 amino acids)
Biological process (GO): GDP-mannose biosynthetic process; carbohydrate metabolic process
Cellular component (GO): cytosol
Molecular function (GO): mannose-6-phosphate isomerase activity; zinc ion binding
Source: RefSeq, a predicted model, not a curated record
GAAAGUGAAUUACAGUUGCAGAAACGUGAUACAACUGGGGAAGAAAAUUCAUAAAUUGUUUGGAGACUGACGUUGUUGGUGUAUGAAAUUUCGUGCUCAAGGACGCAUCUGAGGAAGCUGAAGAAGGAAAAAGGAAGAUAAGAUCACACACAUCACAAUUCACAACACAACACAACACUUGACAAAGAAGGAAGAAAGGGAGGUUUGCAUCAGAAAAAGACACGCCCCACCCCUUCCCUUUCCUCCGCUUGCGCCAUCUUUCUCUCUCUGUGACGCUUCAAAUACUCGCCAAUGCCUCAAUCUCAAUUCCCAUUCUCUUCUCCUCUCUGAGACUCUCGCUAUUGUCACAGCCAUGGAGGACGCCAAUCUUCAGAGGCUCCAUUGCUCCGUCAAGAACUACGAUUGGGGUCUGCCAGGUCACGUCUCCGAGGUUGCCAGACUCCACGCGCUCAAUUCCGCGUCUCAAUUACACGCGGAGGACCCUUUCGCCGAGCUUUGGAUGGGUACCCACGAUUCAGGCCCUUCCUUUUUGGCCUCCUCCAACAGGAAUGGGAAUGGGGUCUCCCUUAAGGCUUGGAUUUCGGAGAACCCUGAUGUGCUCGGCGACAAGGUUCUUCACAAAUGGGGUUCUGAUCUCCCUUUCUUGUUCAAGGUGCUGUCUGUGGGGAAGGCCUUGUCUAUUCAGGCUCACCCGGAUAAAGAGUUGGCAAGGACUCUGCAUAAGUUGCACCCUGAUUUGUAUAAAGAUGCCAAUCACAAACCUGAGAUGGCUCUUGCCAUCACUAGUUUUGAGGCUCUCUGUGGAUUCAUCACUCUCAAGGAGCUCAAGGGUGUACUUCAUACUGUUCCUGAAAUUGUGGAACUGGUUGGUGCUACGAAUACAAACUUGGUCUUACAAACUAAUGAUCAGGAUGGUGAGGAGAAGGUGAAACCUGUUCUGCAGGCAGUGUUCACCGACCUCAUGUCAGCUUGUAAAGACAGGGUAACGGAUGCAGUAAACAGAUUAAAAAGCCGUCUACUCAAGGAGAGUGAGGUGAGGCAGUUGACAGAUAAAGAGCAGCUGGUGCUGCAGUUGGAAAAACAAUACCCAGCUGAUGUUGGUGUCAUAGCAGCCUUCUUUCUUAACCAUGUAAAACUCAAUCCUGGUGAAGCUUUGUUCCUAGGGGCAAAUGAACCGCAUGCAUAUUUAUCGGGGGAGUGUGUUGAAUGCAUGGCAACUUCUGACAAUGUUGUGCGAGCUGGCCUAACUCCCAAACAUAGAGAUGUCCAGACCCUUUGUUCUAUGCUCACAUACAAACAGGGUUCUCCUGAGAUCUUGCAUGGAGUUUCUGUUAAUCCAUAUGUAAAUAAAUAUACUCCACCAUUUGAGGAAUUUGAGAUUGAUCGUUGCAUUCUUCCUCAAGGGGAAACAGUGGUGUUCCCAGCAGUUCCAGGUCCUUCCAUCUUUUUGGUCACAGUUGGUGAAGGAACAAUGAACACAGGAUCACCCAAAGGUCAUGUGGUCACCGAAGGUGAUGUUCUUUUUGCAGCUGCUAACACUGAGAUUAGGGUUACUAGUGCAUCCGAGUUGCAUCUGUACAGAACAGGGGUAAAUAGCAAGUUUUUUCAAGCUUCCUAAGUUUCAACAGGGGAUCACCCAAUUUUAUUUUUUUUGUCAUAUGCUUUUGGGAGUCGAAUAAUGCAACUAUGUGUUGCGUGUAAUAGAAGCAGUUUAGUGUACAUGCAAGAGUAAAAAAACUAAAAUCACGUAGUAUAUUGAGUCAUAGAGAAAAAAGUUCAUUAUAGCGAGGUGGGUUGUCAAUUGUCAUUCGUUUGUUGUUCAUAAUAAUGUUCGUUAAAAGCCUUUUCGGAUGACAUUCCUAUUUAUCUAUUUAUUAUAUCAAUAAAUGAAGGGCCUACAGAUAUUUUUUAUAUAA